AACAAAUCUUAAAAACCAUUUUGACACUUGUUGGAGAUGAGUUACAAAAGCCCUACGACAUAAUAAUUCCUUGCGACCAUUUUCAGACAAACAGAAAUGGCGAAUACACAGGUUCUGAAAGACUGGUUUGACCGAGUUGACUCUGACAAAACAGGCAGUAUCACAGCCAUUCAACUCCAGAGAGCCCUUGCGGUUGGAAAUUUACAAUUUCCCAUCACAAUUGUUCAACAAAUGAUCAGGAUGUACGAUUUUGACAGAAAUGGAACCAUGAGUUUUGAAGAAUUUGUGGCUCUCAACAAGUUUCUUCUAAAGGUUCAACAAGCUUUCUCGGAUUUGGAAAGGGGCCAUGGGUUUCUUGUUCCUGAUGACGUGUAUAAGGCUUUGCUGAAACUCGACAUCUCUUUGGAUUCUCCAGCAUUUUACACAGUCUGUGAGAGCUUUGAUAAAGAAAAGGACGGAAAGUUUCGCCUGGAUGAUCUCAUAUCCCUUAGUAUAUUUGUACAAUCUUCCCGGAAUCUUUUUAAUUCUUUUGACACUAGCAAGCAAGGCAUGGUGACCCUUGAUCUGAAUCAGUUCAUCUACUGCACUGCAAAUUGUAGAAUAUGAAGCUGGUCUUAAAAUUUCAUGUAAAGGAUUGUAUUGUACAUUUUAUACGUUAUCAACUUUCUGCAGUUGGUGCCAAUAUCUCUGUAUUUAACGCAAUGUAUGUAAUAAACAUUAUUUUGAGGUUUUAUUAUGAGGUUAAGGUAGUUUGGAACUUAA
Molecule: messenger RNA, 762 nt
Organism: Erigeron canadensis
Lineage: Eukaryota; Viridiplantae; Streptophyta; Magnoliopsida; Asterales; Asteraceae
Product: sorcin-like
Exons: 10
Coding region: 97-606 (169 amino acids)
Molecular function (GO): calcium ion binding
Source: RefSeq, a predicted model, not a curated record